CUUUUCCUUCUCUUUCCGGUUUAGGAUUUUGACCAGCGUGCUUGUUCUCGUCCCGAGCUAAGGCCAUUUGUUAUAAACAAUUAAUUUUUGGCAACUUGCACAAUCAGUGAUUAGCCACAGCACUUCGACAUGUCCACCAAAGCCGAGCUCGCCUGCGUCUACGCCUCCUUGAUCCUGGUCGAUGACGAUGUUGCCGUCACCGGCGAGAAGAUCAACACCCUUCUGAAGGCCGCCAACGUCGAGGUGGAGCCCUACUGGCCCGGCCUCUUCGCCAAGGCCCUGGAGGGCAUCAACGUCAAGGAUCUGAUCACCAACAUCGGAUCCGGAGUCGGUGCCGCACCCGCCGGAGGCGCUGCCCCAGCUGCCGCCGCCGCUCCAGCCGCCGAGUCCAAGAAGGAGGAGAAGAAGGUGGAGGAGUCCGACCAGUCCGAGGACGACGACAUGGGCUUCGGUCUGUUCGACUAAGCGGGAUCUGGAAUCGUCUAGAGACCAUUUGGACAACCUGACAUCCGUUGUGUUUGUGCUCUAAUCCUCGAGAGGUGGACGUGUGUCGUGUUUCCCCGACCGCGUACACGUUUUAAUGUACAAACUCGAGGAAAUAUAGAAGACGUUUGCUAAAAAAUGAA
This is a messenger RNA of Drosophila gunungcola (fruit fly), 626 nucleotides long. It is a transcript of the gene RpLP1, whose product is annotated as 60S acidic ribosomal protein P1. The record is from RefSeq and is a predicted model, not a curated record. Bases 130 to 465 code for a protein of 111 amino acids. Gene Ontology annotation, molecular function: protein kinase activator activity; ribonucleoprotein complex binding; structural constituent of ribosome. NCBI's taxonomy places the organism in Eukaryota, Metazoa, Arthropoda, Insecta, Diptera, Drosophilidae. Gene Ontology annotation, biological process: cytoplasmic translation; translational elongation. Gene Ontology annotation, cellular component: cytosolic large ribosomal subunit; ribosome. The transcript has 2 exons.